This is a messenger RNA of Trichogramma pretiosum, 3785 nucleotides long. RefSeq names its product neprilysin-1-like. The transcript is spliced from 14 exons. The record is from RefSeq and is a predicted model, not a curated record. The coding region runs from base 790 to 3561 and encodes 923 amino acids. Gene Ontology annotation, biological process: protein processing. Gene Ontology annotation, molecular function: metalloendopeptidase activity. Lineage: Eukaryota; Metazoa; Arthropoda; Insecta; Hymenoptera; Trichogrammatidae. Gene Ontology annotation, cellular component: plasma membrane.
GAGGUUUAAUAAUUCAGAGUGAAAUCCGAGUAGGUCUGGGUUACGUAUUAUAUACAUUAAGUUUCUUUUGUCGAAAUAUUUGCAUAGACGACCUCGAGCGCACGAUAAAAAGAAAAAGAGCCGCAGUGUGUGUCGAGCUGCAGCGGUUUCAGUUAUGUGUAUACGCUAUUUGCGAUCCGCGUAUUUGACAAAUAGAAAAAUAUUGACCACCGCGUGGGUGGAAUUGCACGACAAGUAGUAAAAGCUCUCGAUCCUUGCGCCGUAGCGGAAAGAAAAUUUUUUUUCGCGCGUAUGGGUCGUUGCACCUGUGAUAAAGAAAAAAGAAGAAGAAGAAAAAGAAUAGGAAGAAAAUAGGAAAAGCGAUGAAACGGAGAGAUAUAACGUGGAGUGUGUCAUAAGCCGCGGCGGACACGUGUGUGCCUAAAGCUGUAUUAAAAGCUUAACCCGCCGCGAGUCACAUAACGAGGCAGAUUUAAUCUUUUGAUCGAUGCGCCCUUACUACUACCACUGCUGUGUGUGUGUGUCGUCACACACGAUGAAACAUCCACUACCAUUGCAACGGUCGUUCGGACACGAGCGAGCGAGUAAGCGUACGUGUGUGUAGAGACAGACAGACAGAGAGAGAGAAAAAGUCCGACGUCGCGUGUACAUACACACAUACAUACGUACAUACGUACGUAACAAUACACACAACCCCUCGCUGUACUACCGCUUCGCUCUCCCGGUCGCCUUCUGCGGUCAGUUCGAUCAGUCAGUCACUGGGCCAUCCUGUGCAGAGUAAGCCAUAGCAUGAGCAACGUAACGAGCGUCGUCGUCGAUCGUCCGACCACCGCUGCGGCCGCCGUCGUUGCAGCGACUCGCGAUCGUUACGUUAACAACAAUAAUAACGACAAUAAUAAUAGCCCCGAAGACGAGGACGACGACGAGGAUGACGAGGAUGACGAUGAAGAUCGGUCCGCUACGGCCGCCGCAGCUGCGGAAGCUGCAGCCGGAGACGACGCCAGUUACAGAAACGGGGAUUCACAAUCGGCGCUGGCCGUCAACGUCAACGACAGCGCGAGCAAGAGGAAGCUGGUCGACGUGAAAUCGAAAAAAUCCUUCUUCAAGAAGCAUCGCAGAAAAUUGUCGCUGCUCUUCAUCGCGUUUCUGAUCGGCGCGCUGACGAUUGCCUGCCUGACGCUCGGCGCCAUGUAUGCCAAGUUUAGCAAGCCUAUGGAUUUGUGCGACAAUGAGGAAUGCAUGCGAAUAGCUUCGAGUUUGAAGGAGACCAUGGACCCGUCCGUAAAUCCGUGCGACGAUUUUUACAAAUACGUGUGCGGUAGAUGGCCGGAGGUGCAUCCCUCGCUCGAUCUCAGCCAGGAGCACAGCUGGUUCAAGGAGCGAAGCGUGCGUCUGUCGCGGCGCAUACUCGACCUCAUGGUGCAGAACUUCACCGAGCUCAAGUCGGACGUGCCCUGGCCCGUGCACGAGGCCCAGCUGCUGUUCGCCAGCUGCCUCGACGUCCAGGCCCAGUACAAACUCGGCCUCGAGCCUCUCUUCGAUUUGUUGGCCGAGCUGAAGCUACCACGGGUGCCUGCCGCGAUCAAGCCGAGGCAAAAAAGUGACGGAGACGACGACGACAAUGACGACUUCGUCAAGCAGAUGGCACGGGUCAAGAAGAUGCUCUGGUCCGACGCGUUCUUCGGCCUGCAGGUCUACGCGGAUCCGCGCGACAACCGGCAGAAGUUACUGGCGUUCGAUUUGCCGGAUCGCGACACGCCCUUCCCGAGCGACAAGAUCCUGGAGAAGAGGCUGAGGCAGGUGCGCGAGCGGGCGCGCCGCCACUUCUUGAUCAGCGACGACGACGAGCAGCAGGUCGACCAAGGCGAAAAGGCCGAGGACGACAAGACUCGAGCCCGAGGCAAGAGCGGCAACGAGGCCUUCUCCGCGUCGGAGAAGCUGUACAUGGCCGAGGUGCUCAAGCAGAUCAUCAGCAACGGGACGAGCGAGUCGGCCACCUGCAAGACCCGCCACGAAUUCGACAUCGUGCCCGAGGCCGAGAUUACCGAUCUCGUGGAUCGGGUCUUCAAUCUCAGCGGUGUAUUUUACAAACUGUACACUAAAUACACGAACUCGUCGUCGUCUUCGAGCGACUUCAGUGAGGAGCCAGAGGAGGUCGAUGACGAGGACUACAUGCUGCUGGACGAGCUCCAGCGGAAGACCGACGAGUACGUGAGAUCCGUCAACGAGUCGAUCGUGCCGAGGCCACUGUGGCGACCCUUCGUCGAGGAGCUGCUCCAAGGGCUGGAGAUCGACUUCGAUCCGGCCCAGCAGAAAGUCUACGUCGGAGAUCUCGAGUUUCUCCAAGAGAUCGCGCUCGUGCUGUCGUCGACGGACGAGCAGAUCUUGGAGACGGCAGUCUGGUGGCUGGUCGUCGACUACUGCGUGCCCCACACGUCCGAGGAGCUGCGCAAGAUCUGGAACCUCUACGUGAACGACGUGACGGGCCUGGGCCAGGACCAUCGAGGCUGGUCGGUCUACUGCACGGACACGGUCAACGAGCUGAUGGGCAUGGCCGUGGCCUGGCUCGUCGUAGAGCCCGCCUUCGCGCGGGACGGCUCGCGCGACAGAGUCGCCGAGAUGCUCGACAACAUCAAGCGGGCCUUCAUAGACUUCGUCGUGGAGGACAUCGAGUGGAUGGACGGGCCCACGAAGGUGGCGACCCUCGAGAAAAAUCGCAGGAUGAAGUCGCUCAUCGGCUUUCCCGAUUGGCUCUUCGAGGAUGGACGGCUGGACGAGUAUUACGACGGGAUCAAUAUUACGGAGGAUGCCUAUUUCAACAAUAUGCUGCAGAUAAUACGCGUCAGGAACAUAAACGGAUUGAUGGAUUUGGCGGAAAACGGCACCGAUGACGACGACGACGACGACGAAGCUGGCUGGCCCCUGGACCCGACCGACGUCAAUGCCGUGCACACGUUUCAAGAGAAUCAAAUAGCAAUUCCCUCCGGAAUCCUGCAGUUUCCCUUUUACGGACUGGGCCUCGAAGCCCUGAAUUAUGGAGCUAUCGGCAGUAUACUGGGUCACGAGCUGACGCACGGCUUCGACAAUUCGGGCCGGCGUUUCGACAGCUCCGGCAAUCUCAAGCAGUGGUGGAGCAACGAGACGAUCGCCCGAUACACGGACAGGGCGGCCUGCUUCGUCGAGCAGUACGACAAGUACUACCUACCCGAGGUCGACGAAUACAUCGACGGUGAACUCACGCUUGGUGAAAACAUAGCCGACAACGGUGGCCUGCGAGAGGCCUACAAGGCCUAUCAGUUGUGGAAGUCCAAGCACGGCGACGAGCCGCUCCUACCCGGCUUCAGCAAUUUCACUCACGAGCAGUUGCUCUUCAUGAGUUACGCGCACAUGUGGUGCGAGUCCUAUACCAGCUACGCACUGCUCUGGAUGCUACAAGACAGCCACUGUCCCGGCCACGUGAGGCUGCAGCAGGCGCUGCGCAAUUCCGAGCACUUCAGUCGGGCCUUCAGCUGUCCCGUGGGCUCGUCGAUGAAUCCGAAAAAAAAGUGCCAGCUCUGGUAGCGACGGCGACGGUGAGACGACGAUGAUGACUCUGUACGAGGCCAAGAUCGAGGAAUUCGACGAGUGCCACAAGUGCUUGUACAUUAUCUUGUAUAUUUUAUAAAUAAGAUGAACGAAAAAACAAUCAUGUAUAUUCAGGACUCGAUGGUGUGAAAGUUGAGUGCGAAGAUGUAGGGAGGGGUGGAUAAUAUUUUUUUGAAAUACAACGAGCGAUUGAUCAUGAA